Molecule: messenger RNA, 420 nt
Organism: Volvox carteri f. nagariensis
Lineage: Eukaryota; Viridiplantae; Chlorophyta; Chlorophyceae; Chlamydomonadales; Volvocaceae
Exons: 6
Coding region: 1-420 (139 amino acids)
Source: RefSeq, a predicted model, not a curated record
AUGGUUGAGACACGCUCCCAGGCACGGGGAAAGCCCCUCAAGAAGCCAGGUGCAUACAACACCGACUUGUACUAUCAAGAGAAGGAUGAGGGCUUUGGAGACGUGGGCGUGGAUCAGGAGCCUGACGCCGGGGCCGUGGACAACCCAUCAGAUCCGGACUUUAGGGUGAAGAAGUCGGACCUGGAACGCGCCACUGAGGAAGCGGAACGAGACGUGGGGGGCAUCGACGUAUCCGAGCUGAAAGCGGAAGUGGAGGAUCUACAACGCCCCGCUGACACAGGCAAGGAGGAGCUCGAUGCUGCCGGUGAGCCGGUCCCCAUCGUGGAUGCCAACAGGGAGGGCGGUGGACCCACCAUCGAGGAGCAGGAACAGAACAUCCUAGCGGGAGAAGAUAAAACUGCUGAACACGAAGGCGCGUGA